This is a messenger RNA of Dinoponera quadriceps, 1022 nucleotides long. It is a transcript of the gene Cpap3-b, whose product is annotated as peritrophin-44-like. The transcript is spliced from 4 exons. Bases 98 to 964 code for a protein of 288 amino acids. The record is from RefSeq and is a predicted model, not a curated record. Gene Ontology annotation, cellular component: extracellular region. Lineage: Eukaryota; Metazoa; Arthropoda; Insecta; Hymenoptera; Formicidae. Gene Ontology annotation, molecular function: chitin binding.
UCCACCACGUUACCACGAUUGAGGAUCAUUGCGAAGUGACGUCACUGAGUCUCCUUUUCCCUCUCUCUUUCAACAAGGACCGUCCCCGUUCUUCAGGAUGAAGACGGAGGUGUUUUGUCUUCUGAUUUGCCUCGGGGUUGUUACCGCCUUGACGAGGAAGCAAGAGGCUGCCGAACAGAGUCGUCGUAAGGCCGCUUCGGCAACAACACCAAAACAAACAGCAGCCGCGGAGGAAGAGUACGAGGACGACGAUGAGCUUCUGGAUCAGUGUCCAGAGCCAAACGGUUAUUUCCCGGACGCGUAUCAAUGCGACAAGUAUUACGAUUGCCGUGAUGGCAAGAUCAUCGAGAAACUGUGCCCGGACGGUCUCGUUUUCAACGACUUCAGCCCCCAACAUGAGAAAUGCGAUCUGCCGUUCGGUAUCGAUUGCUCAAAGAGGCCUAAACUACAGAAACCUCAACCAUCACCCCAUUGUCCCCGCAUGCACGGCUACUUCGCUCACGAAGAUACAAGAAACUGCAACACUUUCUAUUAUUGUGUGGAGGGCAAGUUCAACAUGAUUACAUGUCCAGAGGGUUUGGUAUUCUCCGAAAAGACCGGCAUCUGCAACUGGCCGGACGAAGCACAGAAAAAGGGUUGCGGUUCCCGCGAGCUCUUCAAUUUCACGUGUCCUGUGGUCGACAAUUCCGUGGCGGCCACACAUCCGCGCUACCCUGACAGCGAGGAUUGUCAAUAUUUCUACGUGUGCGUCAAUGGCGAGAUACCCAGGCGAAGCGGAUGCAAGCUCGGUCAAGCUUUCGAUGAGCGCACCGGCAAAUGCGACUGGGCCAGGAAAAUACCCGAAUGUAAAGACUGGUAUAAGGAUCAACUAACUGACGAAGAACUCGACGCUUUGGAGAAUCCACCGCCGAAGCCCAAACCUACAGGUGGACCAAGCAGAAGAAAAAGCAGCAAGCCGACAUAGGGUCGAGUUCUUAGAUUAGAUUAGAUUAUUUUUGUAGGAUUUUAACACACUCUCUCUC